This is a messenger RNA of Pogonomyrmex barbatus (red harvester ant), 1159 nucleotides long. Its product is annotated as pseudouridine-5'-phosphatase-like. The record is from RefSeq and is a predicted model, not a curated record. NCBI's taxonomy places the organism in Eukaryota, Metazoa, Arthropoda, Insecta, Hymenoptera, Formicidae. Gene Ontology annotation, molecular function: phosphatase activity.
AUGUCUGGUAUCGCUCAAUACCGUAUCUACAUGUCGUAAUCCGAUUGUACAAGUAGCUAAUAGUUAGUAUCUGCUUAUCACGAAGCGAGGACAUCAGUAACGUCUCGUUGAUAACAUAUCUAAUUUUUAAUAAAUUUUUGAAUGGUGCUAUUUUUUGCAUAAUAAAAUAACGUAUUUUUCGGAGCAUAUAGAUUCCUACAGGAACAUACUUCCCUUGGCUGUUCAUCUUGUAUAACCUAAGAAAAUCAAGAGGCAGCUAGAAUGAGUUUCCAUGAUGUUACGCAUUGCAUCUUCGACAUGGACGGUUUAUUGCUAGAUACUGAAUCCCUAUACACAAUGGCAUACAAUCGUGUCACUCAGGAAUAUGGCAAGACAUAUGGUUGGGAGCACAAGGCGAAGAUUAUGGGUUUCAGAAGCGCUGAAGCUCUGCAGACUAUAAUAGACAUGUUGCAGCUGCCAAUUACAGUGCAAAUGUUUGAGGAUAAGUUGGCUGCUAUAUAUCAAGAAGUAUUUCCCGGAUGUAAUCUUAUGCCAGGGGCAGAAAAGCUGUUGCAGCAUCUUAAAAAAAAUAAUGUACCUAUUGCACUAGCUACAAGUUCUAGUCAGGACAGUAGUGAGUUAAAAACUCAGAAAUGGAAACAUAUAUUUGACCUGUUCAAUCACAAAGUAUACGGUGGUUCAGAUCCGGAAGUUACCAAAGGAAAACCAAGUCCAGAUAUAUUUUUGAUUGCUGCGAAGCGUUUUCCUGAUAAUCCUAAUCCUUCCAAGUGCUUAAUCUUCGAAGAUUCACCGAACGGAGUACAGGCGGCUAUUAAUGCUAAGAUGCAGGUAGUGAUGGUGCCAGAUCCGCAACUUCCUAAGCAUCUUACUAAAAAUGCUACCCUAGUUUUGAGAAGCUUGGAAGACUUCAAACCGGAGGACUUUGGACUACCCCCAUUCGUAGCAUAAAACUAUUUGCCUUAACUCACAAAAAAGAAGAUUACGCUCGCGCGUAUUAGAUUCAAUUUUACGUAUAAAUGAAGCAGAUUAUAAUUAUUGAUGAAAAACAAAAACCUGCAGGCAGGUUUUCCUUAGUAUUGAUAUAGUCUCUGACUGAUGUACAUAGAAUUUAUUUGAAGGAAAAAAAAGAAGAUAUAAGAGUAUUAUUGUUUUGGAAACA